CAGCCUCAGUGGUCUUCAUGCAUGCUUGUGUAUUGUUCUUCUCAUGCAGAAGAAGGUUGAACGAUGGUGUGUGUUGCAUAAUGAGCUCAACCUGCCGGAGAGCUUUUUCUUGCCUUUUUUGGUCACAAAAGAUGUUUGCUUUUUUUUUACAUCUUGCAUGUGAAUGUAUGAGGAGACUGGCUGAUAUUUAAGUUCUGCUAAAAAUUCUCAGAUGACUAAAACGUGACGCUCGCAGUAUCAUUAUGGGAGAUAUUAAAGAUCCUGGAUUCAUAAUUCUAAUCAGCGUCUACGGUGUUACAGUUUUCUUCAUGGCUGUACUUGGAUUCCUCUGCUUUCACAAAUAUCGGUCAAUGAAGAAGACCAUACGAGACCUGAAGCAGGGGAGGCCGACUGUGAUCCCUCGAGCUUCUUCUCAUGAUUCUUCACCUCCGUCACCCAAUGUCCUGACUCUUCCUGAAGCACCAGAGCCAAUCACAGAGAGCCCGUUGCACAGACAACAAACCAAAUCCAGCUGCAAGUUUCCCUGGAAGUCUUCACAACAGGUUCCCCGGUUCACAAAAGAAGACCUGAACCUUAUUCAGCUCAUAAAAGCUGGCAGAGAAGGAGUUUUUUACAAAGCGAGGAUAAUAAGAGGCACUAGCAGAGGCCACUCGCUGAUCACGUGCAAAAUUGGAAAAGAAGGUAUGACGUCUAAGCAGAUGGAACAUGAGGCGUCUAUUAUGAGAAAGCUGGCGUAUCAUAAAAAUGUGAUGCAGCUGCUGGACUGGAAUACGGCGGAGGAGCCAUAUUUGUUGAUCAUGGAGUUCAUGAGCUACGGGACCCUUCGCACUUUUGUUCAGAAACACAAAGAUGAACUGAGUGCAGACCCUGAAUUGCAGCGUCAUUUCACCAUUGCGUCCUACCACAUCGCCAUGGGCAUGGAGCACUUGCGCUCCAAAAUGGUGGUGCACUGUGACCUUGCCUUAAGGAACAUUUUGGUGGGUCGGUUUCCAUGGGAGACGAAGGUGGCAGAGUUCGGCUUAGCUAGAGACUUGACCCGCAUGAGGAGCAGACGCAGCAGUAGGAAAAAACAACACAAGGAGCGUGUGCCCCUGCGCUGGUACCCUCCAGAAUACUUUCGGUGCAGCUACUACAGCUUUAAAGGAGACGUCUGGGCUUAUGGUAUUGUGCUGUGGGAAAUGCAGAUGUUUGGCACUUUGCCAUACUCCAAUUUAAGCACGUCUGAGGAAGUGGUGUACAGUAUCUGUGCUGGACAAAAGAACCCAAUCCCCAGAACCUGCCGUCCUGAAAUGGAACAGAUCAUACGGGACUGCUGGUUGGAUCCAUACACAUCUCGACCUUCAUUUACAGACAUUGUCAAGAUCCUGGAGAAUAUUGUGGAGAGUGAUGGGGAUUACGUGCACAUCGACAAUCAAAUGAUCUUGAAUGCGGAAGGGAUUAAUUAAGCAAAACAACACAUCGCUCUGAACAUCAAAUGAUGUUUUUCAACUCUACAAGGAUUUUAAACCAACUGAUGUACGGUAUUAUCGAUCUUAACGGAAAUCUUAUUAAUUGUGUGCAGGCAAACUUUGUUUAACAAUGUUUGCAGUUAAGAAUUUAAUUGUAUGUAACUCUAAUAGCCAAAAGGCAAUAUUAUUGACAUGAGUCAUUUUAUAAAU
Danio aesculapii is the source of this 1658-nucleotide messenger RNA. Its product is annotated as fibroblast growth factor receptor homolog 1. Gene Ontology annotation, biological process: positive regulation of kinase activity; multicellular organism development; protein phosphorylation. NCBI's taxonomy places the organism in Eukaryota, Metazoa, Chordata, Actinopteri, Cypriniformes, Danionidae. The coding region runs from base 243 to 1445 and encodes 400 amino acids. Gene Ontology annotation, cellular component: signaling receptor complex. The record is from RefSeq and is a predicted model, not a curated record. Gene Ontology annotation, molecular function: transmembrane receptor protein tyrosine kinase activity; ATP binding. The transcript is spliced from 12 exons.